CGCCGAAACUGGGACCCUCGUCCCGAGCGUCCGCACCCCUCCGUACACACAUCCAUUAUACGGCAGUUUUAGUUUAUUUAUCUUUAUACACAUAUUUAUAGUUCUACAAAAAAAGAUUUUGAGACAGAACAGGAAAGGGCAACAGGAUUUGACACGAGUUGGGCUGAGACUGGGAGAAAGAAUUCCAGACCGAAGAAACAAGUGAAACAAAGGUGGGGAGAUAGAACACGAUUCUCCUUCAGGGGCCUGGACAAUCCGAACACACGCCAGACUGGCGCACCUCCCACCGAUUCCGGCUCCCGGUAUCUUGAUGCCCACCAUUUCCCGCCCCUAAGAUGUUAGGCUCGCGCGACGUAGUAGCAGCCUGACACGCUUCCCGCGUGUCCAGCCUGGGGCUCAGGACCCUCCAGCCUCGCAAGCGAGCUCCGCUCGGGUCCUCGCACUUCCGCCGCCUUCCUGCCAGGCCCCCGCCAGGUCCCCGCCAGGUCCCCGCCAGGCCCCGGCCAGGCCCCCGCCAGGUCCCCCUGGCCCCCCGCUAGGCUCGAGCUCGCGCCUAGAGUGGUCCGGAGGUGCGCGGUGGAGCUCACCCACGCGGCCUGCGGUCUGGAAACUGCCCCUCCUCACCCCAUCCGGCCUCUGGAGGGGUUCAGGAUGUGGAUCGGGGAGAAUAAGCGAGGCUAGGACCCGAGUCAGGCUUCAAAAGAGUGAGACUUCAUGAAGAUGGGAGAACGCGAAGCAAGGCAAGAAGUAAAUGACACAACGUGAAACAGAGCUCCGGAGCAGUCUGGCGGCCAACCGCAAACGGGAAAGUACUGUUUAGAGGAAACACAGGCACAUUUCAUAGCUGUGGCUCGUUGGUCUAGGGGUAUGAUUCUCGCUUUGGGUGCGAGAGGUCCCGGGUUCAAAUCCCGGACGAGCCCUGGCUUUUGAUUUUUUUUCCUUCCUUCGAAACUGUGCAAAAGUUCAAUUCUGUACAAACUUUCUCGCUUUCCGACAGUUCUGCACAAGAGAGGUGCGCUGAACCAACGCGUGCCAGAGGGGGCUGAUGAGCUGUGCGGGGAGAAACUGCCUGGACUCCGCCAGCGGACACCUCGGAGGGACCGCCACGCUCCCGGAAGCAGGGGCCGGUGUCCCAAGGCCCGAGGUCCCCGGAGGCUGUGUCCUCGCGGCCGCUGCGCGUGGGGCCUCGGGUCUGCAGGCCCUCUCCUUUCCCAGGCAGGGCCCGCCCGCGGCGCCCACUCCAGAGGCAGGUCCAGGCGGGAGGGGCCUCCCGGGAGAAACAGGGCGCGGUCCCAACUGCACAGAGGCUCCGGCGCCACCCUUCUCGCCCUGCUGCAUCCCGCGUCCGUUCGUGUACACACACGCACGCCGACCCUACCCAGGAUCCAAAGCAAGAUUUAAAAGGACGUCUUUGCGUCUUCUACAGCUCCCUAUCGUCUUACAAGGGGGAAUUAGAAGCCGGGGAGAAAAACUUUCCACCGUCCUGCGCGUUUCUGCAGCCCUGUUCCCUGGCCGAGGCAUCUCCAAGGUAGUGAUGGCUCUCCAGAGGACCCGUUCCCUGCUUCUGCUCUUGCUGCUGACCCUGCUGGGGUUGGGGCUGGUGCAGCCCUCCUAUGGCCAGGAUCGCAUGUAUCAACGAUUCCUGCGGCAGCAUGUGGACCCUGAGGAGACAGGUGGCAAUGACACCUACUGCAACUUGAUGAUGCAAAGACGGAAGAUGGUGCGUCAGUGCAAGCGCUUCAACACCUUCAUCCACGAAGACAUCUGGAACAUUCGUAGUAUCUGCAGUACCACCAAUAUCCAGUGCAAGAAUGGCAAGAUGAACUGCCAUGAGGGUGUAGUGAAGGUCACAGACUGCAGGGAGACAGGAAGUUCCAGGGCCCCCAACUGCAGAUACCGGGCAUCGGCGAGCACUAGGCAUGUGGUCAUCGCCUGUGAGGGUGACCCGCAGUUGCCUGUGCACUUGGACAGAUAGACGCCAGCUUGCGGGGCUUAUGGCCGGUGGUUGGCCUUUAACUUACUCCUUGAAUAGCAGUAAUACAUUUGAGCUGCCCCAGCCUCUAUCUCCUCUAUUUCUGACUCUUUUUCUCUUUAUAACCCAUUCUGUUAAGCACAUUGUAUCAAAGAGAAAUGGAGACAUAAACUUAUAAUGAGUCUGGGCCUUUCUGUAGUAAACUUUUUGGCUUUCUUUUAUAAUACUGGUCAGUUUAGCUCUCUCAGAUCCUAUCCUCUGGAAUUUAGUCAUUAUAUGGAUUUAUAUAACAUUUCAAGCAUUUCAAAGUAUUUUCAUCUAAAUCAUGUCAUUUCAAUAGCACAGCAAUUGUGCGAUGUUGCUGAUGUUGUUCUAUGUAGGAGCCCAAAGUUCAGGGACUUGCUGAAAACCAUGAAAUUAGUGGAAAAGCUGAUACAGAAAUCCCGUUGAAUUGGCUCCUAAUCCAGGCCUUUUCCCACUUCAUCACAAGGAGCGUUUUGUGAAAGUAACUGCUUUUGGUUAUUCCCAAAAGUCAGCUGUUGGGAGAAGCGUUAGAAAUUUGGAAAUGCAUGCUGGCAAAAUGAGAGCUCGGUCUGGAUAAUCUGGCUCCCUUGUUGUGCUGGGGUCUAACAGCAUCAAGAAAUGAUACAAGAGAUUUACUUUCUCUCUUCCCAGACUUUUGAAUUACUCUAGUAAGUCAGAAUAUUAGAAAUGUUCUAGAUCAUUUUAGACUCAUUCACUCUUCCUGAUGGAAACAUCUUUCAUGUUUUCUUUGUAAUAAAGACCUUAAACUGCAGGUAUCUGA
Zalophus californianus (California sea lion) is the source of this 2777-nucleotide messenger RNA. RefSeq names its product ribonuclease A family member 4 (gene RNASE4). The transcript is spliced from 2 exons. Gene Ontology annotation, molecular function: nucleic acid binding; RNA nuclease activity. Bases 1046 to 1975 code for a protein of 309 amino acids. NCBI's taxonomy places the organism in Eukaryota, Metazoa, Chordata, Mammalia, Carnivora, Otariidae. The record is from RefSeq and is a predicted model, not a curated record.